Nipponia nippon (crested ibis) is the source of this 3192-nucleotide messenger RNA. The record is from RefSeq and is a predicted model, not a curated record. Lineage: Eukaryota; Metazoa; Chordata; Aves; Pelecaniformes; Threskiornithidae.
GGACCGGCCGCCCCCGCCGCGGCCGCGCUCUACGUCCACUGGCCCUACUGCCGCAAGCGCUGCUCCUACUGCAACUUCAACAAGUACGUGGUGCCGGCGGUGGACGAGGCGGCCGUGCGGGCCUGCCUGGUGCGGGAGGCGCGCACGCUGCUGCGCCUCGGCCGGGUGCAGAGCAACCUCUCGUACUGGCGGGCCGAGCAGUACAUCGGCGUGGGGCCGGGGGCGCACGGGCGGUUUGUGCCGUGGGGCGAGGGCGGCUGCAGGCGGGAGGCCCGUGUCCAGACGCUGGAGCCCGACGCCUGGAUGCGGGAGGUGCAGAGGCAGGGGCACGGGACCAGGAGGCGGGUGGUGCUGAGCCCGCUGGAGCAGCUGGAGGAGGUGCUCGCCCUGGGACUGCGCACGGACGAGGGCGUCACACGGGAGCGCUGGGGACGCUUCUCCCCCAAUCUCAGCCUGGAGGCCGUGUUUGGGGCGCCGGGGGAGGCGAGGGCCCUGCAGGAGCAGGGCUGGCUGGUGCUGGACGGCGGUGGCCUGCGGUGCACCCGGGAAGGCCUGGGCCUGCUGGACAAGAAGGAAAAGGCACACGAACUGUCCUCGUCAACGAUUGCAGAAGAGCCUGAGCCCAUUUCGUGUGUUCUGCAAGGAGAUGACGUCCAGGCGCUUGCGAUUAAGGUGGAGGACCUGGAGAAACUCCACGCUCCACGCCUUCCCCACGAUGCUGGGAGAAUUCCAGUUAGGAGGAAAUACCUCGUUCGAAAAUAUCAACCCAAAGAGACAAAGAAGGCGGCACGUUUCCUUGUAGCGUAUCCUGCGUUCCCAAAGGCACCCAGGGAACCACUGAGUUUUUCUGGACCAGGACUGUUUGAUGGCUGUGAAGAAAUUCUCCCCCAUCACAUUUUGGGAAGUCUCCAGGAGUUCAAGAUGGAAGCCUUGGCCAGAGGAAACACUCAGAGUGAUCAGAUCACAGCUUUUUCUCGACAAGAUGUUACUGCGGCAGCUUUAAACGGGGAACGUGAAGGAGAGAAGAAAAAUGUUCAUCAGACCCCAGUAGCAGAGCACAAAGCUCUCCAAAACUGGCACCGUAACAUGGCAAUCAGGAAAAAGCAGGAGAAAUAUCUAGGAGAAAUUCUUCAGAGGCCAGAGAAUGAAUUGCUGAUGAGCAUCUCGGAGGAUUACAGGCAAAUCCAGGAAGAACGUGACCUCAUUGACCGGAGUCUCCCUGCCCUGCUCCCUGGAAAGGGCUACCGAAGAGGAAGCGAGUUCUGGAGCCAGCCCGAGCGUAUUGGAGAUGAACUCACCGGCCUGACGAUGACACUGACUCAGCGAGAAUGUGGCUACCCAGAGCCGGUCACUCAUGUGGGGAAACCCCACGCUGUCCGGGUGGAAAUGGGUCUGAAGCCUCCAAAGAGGAUCCCUUUCCGUCUGACCUGGGAUAAGAGUCUUUUCCUGAAACAUCGACGACAGGAACUGAAAUCUGUCCUAGAGGAGCUAGAUUUUUAUAAGCCGGAUCUGGAUGGACUGGAGGUGAUUGGUAAAGGGCAGCCUUUCACAUCUGUCUCAACAGAGCCUUUUCCACGUUCCACCACUUCUGAAGAGUCUGAAACCCUCAGUGACUCCUUACAGGAUGACCCCGAUGUGCUUUCGGAAGCAGUACUGGGUCCGUCUUUAGAUUUCUGUGGCCAGCCUGCUCGCUGGAUCAACUGCAUCACUUCUUGCAGGAAUGAAGUUGGCAUUGCUGCCCGGCUCACCUUUGAGACCUUGGCUGGUGAGAAAGCUGAAAGCUCCCUGAGGGUGAGCAAUGAUGGCACAGCUGCCAUCUGGUAUGACUGGAUGAGGCUUCCCCAGCAGAUUCCCUCCAGAGAAACCCAGGGGAAGAGGACGCCGUGUUUUUACUUUGAUACCAGACCAGGUGUAAUUUUGCCUGGAGAAACUAGGAAGUUUUUCUUUCUUUUCAAGUCAGAGAGAGCAGGCAUUUUCAGCGAGUCCUGGGAAUUUAGGACACAUCCUCUGUUAUUAGCAGGAGCUCUGCUGCAGGUGACCCUUUGGGGAAUUGCUGUCUACGAGGAUAAAUUGGCUGACCUCAGAGAGAAACUGGAGAGCGACCUGGCUGCUCGAGAAGGUGCUACUAUAGUAGAAGAAAGUCUGAAGGAACUUCUUGCCCGAAUUCGCACCCCAGAGCGCACCCCGUCUCCUGUGGGUGCCUGUGUCACAGAGGAAGAGUUGUUCCACCGGCAGAAUCCCGAGUUGCAUUAUCAGCAUCGAGUGGUAAAGCAGCUGCAUGAACUAUGGAGACAGCACAUGACUGUUCCUUCAGCCUUUGAGGAGAAAGCGCCCUUGGGCCAGAAGAGCGCUGCGGAGGACACGCAGUACCAGGAGAGCACCUCGGAGGCUCUCGCCGCUCAGAGCGGCACCGCAGAGGUCCCAGGCUGGAAGAACACGCUGGAGGAGGCUCCGAGUCAAAUGACGAACGUGGAGGAGGAAGAACCAGGCCCCUCGGGAUGGAACCUUUCCUUCGAGGACUUUAAGCAGGCUAUAAAGUCAAUCCCCGAGGAGGAGCAGCGAGAAGCAGCACUGACCCAGCUCAAUAAGGCAGCGCUGGAGCUGUGUGUUGAACAGAGGCCAACUCAAUCAGACCUUUUGUAUCAAACCUGUCUCCAGCUGUGGCGUGAAACAGUUGAUGGUCUGGCGAGUCACUCUCUGAAGCUGAGAUCCCAGCUUGGCUUGCCCGAGAAGGACACCUGUGUAGAUGUUGUUCCAGAGGAAACAGUGGAAGUAAAGCAACCUAUAAAAGGAGAAAAGGAAGACAGAAUAACUAGUAGGAAAGAAGAGAGAAAGUCAUUUGGUGGUAAGGAUAAAGAAGGCAAAAAAAGAACAGCAAAGACAGCAGGGAAAGAGAAAGAGGAACGUCCAAGCAGCAGAAAGCUAGAAGUAAAAGAUGAGAAAAAGCUGAAAUCUUACACUUCAUUGCAGGAGGGGAAAGAGGGAGCCCAGCCCGUGGAAGCUGUAGCUGCAGAUAGAGUAGAACCUCCUCAGGAGCAGGUGGACCCUAUUUUGUUUGGGAUAUACCAAGAAAAACUUUAUAUUGAAGUUUAUGGGCUGCUGGAUUCAAUGGUGAGCAAAAUGGUUUCUUUAUUUGAGGAACUGAAGAAAAAAGGUGCCCUAAAGUGGGAGAGUGAAGCCCUUUGUAACUAG